This is a messenger RNA of Naegleria gruberi, 957 nucleotides long. RefSeq lists its product as uncharacterized. NCBI's taxonomy places the organism in Eukaryota, Heterolobosea, Eutetramitea, Acrasida, Naegleriidae. Gene Ontology annotation, cellular component: cytoplasm; cyclin-dependent protein kinase holoenzyme complex; nucleus. Gene Ontology annotation, biological process: protein phosphorylation; regulation of gene expression; signal transduction. Gene Ontology annotation, molecular function: cyclin-dependent protein serine/threonine kinase activity; cyclin binding; ATP binding. The record is from RefSeq and is a predicted model, not a curated record. Bases 1 to 957 code for a protein of 318 amino acids. The transcript has 3 exons.
AUGUCAUUCACUGCAAGUCCAGAGGAUCAAUUCUCCAUGAGUGAAAAGCAACAAUACUCUCCAGUCUCCCAAAAGCUUUUGAGGUAUAAAAAGUUGGAAAAGGUUGGUGAAGGAACCUACGGAGUUGUCUACAAGGCCGAAGAUACACAAACUGGACAAAUUGUAGCCCUGAAGAAAGUCAGACUCGAACAAGAAGAUGAAGGUGUUCCUUCCACUUCAAUCAGAGAAAUUUCUCUUUUAAAAGAAUUGAACCACCCAAAUGUUGUGAGACUUCAUCAAGUUAUUCACUGCGACCAACAACUUAAUCUUGUUUUUGAAUUUAUUGAUCACGAUUUAAAGAAAAAGACUGACUAUUAUAGAAAAGUUCUCAAACAAACCAUUCCUCCACAAGAUGUGAAGACUACCCUCUUCCAAAUCCUCAAAGGUAUUGCAUUCUGCCACUCCCAAAGAAUUAUUCACAGAGACUUGAAGCCACAAAAUAUUUUAAUCAGUUCUGAAGGCGAUAUCAAGUUGGCCGAUUUUGGCUUGGCUCGUGCAUUCCAAAUUCCAACAAGAACUCUCACUCAUGAAGUCGUAACAUUAUGGUAUAGAGCUCCUGAAAUUUUGUUGGGUGCCAAGAGAUACUCAACACCAAUCGAUUUGUGGAGUAUUGGAUGUAUUUUUGCUGAAUUAUGUACUGGACAAGCAUUAUUCCCAGCAGACUCUGAAAUUGAUAUGCUCUACAAGAUCUUCCAAUUAUUGGGCACACCAUCAGAAACUGUGUGGAGUGGUGUUACUUCAUUACCAAACUGGAAGGCAAUCUUCCCUAACUGGCGUGGUAAUUUCAUUGGUGGUUUGGUUCCAAACCUUUGUGAAGCUGGUAUUGAUCUUUUGGGUCGUAUGUUGAUCUAUCAACCAAAUAAGCGUAUCACUGCAAAGGAAGCUUUGGAACACAGAUACUUUGAUGAUAUCAGAUAA